This is a messenger RNA of Oncorhynchus nerka (sockeye salmon), 3320 nucleotides long. Its product is annotated as protein shisa-4-like. The record is from RefSeq and is a predicted model, not a curated record. NCBI's taxonomy places the organism in Eukaryota, Metazoa, Chordata, Actinopteri, Salmoniformes, Salmonidae. Bases 163 to 807 code for a protein of 214 amino acids. The transcript is spliced from 5 exons.
UUGUUGAUCACUAACCUCAUUCCCUCCCGUCUGUCAUGCAAUUCCACAACUAGAGCAUGAUUAUAGAGAGAUUAUCAUUUGCAGCGGCGUAUGGAGCAAAAUAGCUGUUAAAGCUGCCAGUGGUUUUGCGCAAAAAUCGACUUUUUCAUCAUUUUGGACAGUAUGUUCACAGUAGGCAAAAUGUCCCUUAUCGCUAUGGCUCUGCCAGUGAUGACCGUCCUCCUCUCCUCCUGGCAGGUGGGUGCCACUGAUGACUGCUUGUGGUAUGUGGAUAAGAAUGGUACGUGGCACAACGGUAUCCCCUGUCCCCCGAUGACCUUCUGUUGUGGGAAUUGCCACAAGCGCUACUGUUGCCUGGAUGGCCUCAAGAGGAUCACGGAGAGGGAGCAGAAGCGUUGCGUGCUCUUCCAGUUCAGCCCUACCACCAUCGCUGGUAUUGCUUCGUCCAUCCUGCUCUUCGUGGCUAUCAUUGCUACCAUGGUGUGCUGCUUCAUGUGUUCCUGCUGUUACCUUUACCAGCAACGACAGCAGCGUGGCAGGACUCCCUAUGACGCCCAGCACAUCCCAAUGGCCAGCUACCCUGUGGAGCCCAUGUAUGACGCUUACGGCAAGCCGCUGGUGAUGGGACAUCCUGAUUAUCAGCACCCUGGUUACCCAAUGGCACCUCAGUAUUCUGGCAUGCCCCAGCCAUACCCCAUGAUGCAACCCGGGCCGUUCCCACCGUACCCCAUGGCAGACCCUGGCUACCCUCAGGGAGCACCCCCUCCUUACUCCCCGCCACAGUACACUCCCCACCCCGGUCACUGAUGGGAUGAAAGCAAGUACUGUACAUGGAGAGGAGAAACAAACUAAGCACUGCGUCAAGAAGAGAAGGCGACCACAAGAAGGCAACCAUGGCUCCGGCUCUCCUAGCGGUUGCCUCGUGAAAGAUAACCAGAGGCACUUUAUUGUCCUUUAUUUUCUACGUCCUUUAAAGGAACAGGAGCAUAUGCUGAGUUGGGGGUUCUCCUGUCUGUUCUGGCACUGAACUUGAUUCCUCCUGACAGUCUAAUGUGGAAAAUGUCACACCAUUCCAAAGUGAGGUUAACCCACCUGCAUCCUUCAUCCGUGCACUUACUCUGACAUCUAUCCCUCGCAAUUAGCGUAACCCAAGAUGGCGUUUUUCAAGGUCACAUGCUUUGUUUGACAUGAAUUCUCUGCUUAAGACAUUUGACUUGAGGAAUGGUGAACGCCUGUUUCUCACAUGUUUGCUUGGCUUUAAUCCGGUAGUGGACAGAGCGAGGGUCAUACCUGCAGAUAACAGGGUGUGCAUGAGAGCUGGUUGACUCUUAUCUGUUGUAUUAAAGUCAGAAUGCUCAGAAUAGUUGACUGCUCCUCUCGCUCUGUCGGACCCCUUUUAGUCAGCUCUCUGUGGGGAUUUCUUUGUUAACUCAUGCUCAGCUUAUCUUCUGUAAUAGAUUAACAUUUACUUUAUGUAUAUUAGAACGUCAGUUAGACAGUACAUGUUCUGCUACAUACCAAUUUGUCAUGGUAUUCAAGUUGUCAGAAAUACGUUUAUUUAUUAGUGGAAUCUGUGUGAAUGUUAAUUUUCAGUAAUAUAUCCAGCCAAUAUUUAACUUAAAUAACACAUCUGAGCCUCGUGUCAAUGUGAAUUCAAGGAACUGUUUCAAGACAUAUUUUGUUGACAAUAUUUGAACAUGUCUUAUAAUUGUUGUAACAGACACAACUUUUUUUUUUUAAUGUUUGACCAUGAAAUGCUUCGAGCAUUUCCUCACACUGCCUUAUUUUUGGCUAUGAUCUUUUUCUCUGAGCCAUUGUUGUGCCCCUUGUAGGAUGUUUGAACUGUACAGUAGAGCCUGACGUGUUGAGCAUGUUGUACAGUUUACUAUUAGUAACCACUGAAGGGCUCGUCCCAGGUCAAAUGUGUCGGAUCAGGUGACAUUCUAUUUUACCCACCCUGAGAUUCUUAACAGAUUUUUCUAUGGAAUCAUUUUGAGAGUUUUAGCAUAUUUGUUCAGAGAGGAAUGAUGAAGCAAACGUGCAAUAGAUAUACAGAUUCUUCUUGGCCAGCCCGUGUUUAAACGUGUCAAUGUAAAACAGUGACAUACUCUUAUUCAUAAACCCUAAUGAUAUUUUAUUAUUUGAAUUGGAUUACUGUAAUAUUUAUUGUCAACAUGUAAAGUGAACAUGUUGUGGGUUGAGAACGUUUGAACUGUUUAGAAUUUCUGCAUACAGUUGACCUAGAAUGUGAUCAGGUCUUCACCUAAGUCUUACUAAUAGAUCAAGUUUACCCUGAUUUUAAACAAAUAACACAUAAACAAUUGAACCCUUUAAUUUCUUUAUUGAGAAAAUUGAUCCAACAUUACAUUUCUUCGUUGGAAAAAGUAUGUGAACCUCUUAGAUUAAUCAUCUUAAUUAAGUGUAUUAAAGUAGUCAAAAGUGUAGUAUUCGGUCCCAUAUUCCUAGCAUGCAGUGACUACAUCAAGUUUGUGACUUUAUAAACUCCUGGGAUGCAUUUGCAGUUUGUUUUGAAAGUGUUUUGGUUUAUGUUUUGCCCAACAGAAACGUGACAGCUUGUCUUUUUGGAGUCACUUUUAUUUUAGGUAAGAAUAUAGAGCAUGUUUUUGAACGUUUCCACAUUCAUGUGGAUGCUACCGCCAUGGUGGAUAAUCAUGAAUAGAUCAUGAAUGAUGUUAAGUGAGAAGGUUACAAACGUCUUAUCUACUCAAUUAAAAAUACAAUUACUCCAGUCAUCAUUCCCCAUUCGGUUACUAUUGGGAAGAACAUCAUCCAAAACCCGACAAAAACAAACUGCAAAUGCAUCCAGAGUUUUUGUAGAGUCACAAGCUUGAUGUAGUCAUUACAUGCUAGGAAUAGGGGGACAAAAUACUAUACUUUUGACUACUUUAAUACACUUAAUGCAGAUGAUUAAUCUAGAGGUUCACAUACUUUUCCUAACAAAGAAAUUGAAUCAAUUGUCUCAGUAAAGAAAUGUAAAUGUACAAUUGUUUUUGUAUUAUUUGAUUAAACAUGUUCACAUCUAUUAUGACAUUUUAGGUAAAAAUGUAAGCAGAAAUAGAAAAAAAUCACAAGUUCACAAGCACAUAAUUGAAAAAAACUUUCUAAAUUUUGAAUGCAAUUCUUUUUUUGUUGUACAUUUUAGCAGAGCGUAAAUCGCAUCUGUUACUAGUAGAACAGUUCCCAGCUCUUACUUGUUGGUUGUCUGUUGUUUAAUGGAUGGUAAGACAUUGUAAUACAAUAAGUGCUAUGUUUUUUUUCUUUCGAAUAACAUAAAUUAUAACUUUGAAAUGUAAAAUCCA